Messenger RNA from Adineta ricciae, 6684 nucleotides. The record is from the annotation of a GenBank genome assembly. Lineage: Eukaryota; Metazoa; Rotifera; Eurotatoria; Adinetida; Adinetidae.
AUGCAAGUGUGGACACAUGAAAUCGAUUCCCAUCUGGAUCGAAACGAAGAUCGAAGUCAACUAAAUAAAGUCGAUCAACAAAUUCUACAUGAAUACAAUGAAAUCAAAGCCGAUAUCGAAGAGAACGAAGUUGCCCAUGACUUAACGUUCACUCGACCAUUUAGUUCAUAUCUUAUACCAAAAGAUCCAGCACACUACACACGUGAACGUCGAUUGUAUUUGGAACGCCUUGCUCAUGUAUCGACUGUGCCUGACCUACCGAUUCUAUCUGACGAAUUCGAAGAUGAAUUGCAGACGUGUUCUUUAGCAAAAAGUGAUUAUUCACAGGAAUCCUUGCCGCUACUUUUAGAAGCUUUCUAUUUAAAGCGACUGUCGUCAUUAACGUAUGCGAAAACAUUACAUACUGUUCGAUGGAAACGGUUCCGCCAACAACAGAUCGACUUUACACAAGUUGAACAACAAUUUCAAGAUCGAUCAGCAAGAAUCUUUGCAGAGUUCAACGAUGCACUUCAACGAUCACAUCGUUUAUGUUCCAUUCGAGAAACUCUCCUGUUACCUCAGACAGUCGCUUCCAAAACUGUCAAUCAGGCAAUGGUUAAUGAUGAUUAUGUCGCUUAUAUUCGUUUUCUUGUUUGCCAAUAUCGCGGCCAGAAAUACUUCGAUCAACUGACCGAAUUAAUUCGCAUAUCUCAUUUAAAAUUUCGCACACGUUUUUCGACCGAUGCCCAAGCCUUAUUAAUCAAUCUCCAACCUCCGGUAUCACCUUUUCAGAGUACAACCGCUCUCUGUCGUAUACCAUCGAUCGAGCUCGAUCAAAAGCAGACAAUUGAUAGAUUAAAUACGCUUUUUCACCUGUAUUCAUUACCAUUGGAUACAACAAAGAUUCACACAACUGGAGAUGAAAUGGAAUUGUACGCGAAUGUAAUUCGGCAUUAUCGAGUACUCUUUUCUGAACAAGAAAAAGAACGAGUCACUGUACUCUAUGAUUCGGCAAGACCAAAAGUCAUAUCUCAAGCGCGACAAUCGUCGAGCUGUAAAUUGAUUAAGAAAUCAACGUGGGUGCCGUUCGUGACAUUAAAACCUGAACGGGAUCCUCAACGUGAACGUGAUUACUGGAAAUAUAUAAAAAAUGGCAAAAAAGAUGAACUGCUGAUGAGAAUUACUCAGUUUUUAUAUGUUAGAAAUGCGGACAAGAGUGUCAAUGCGCUAAAGCAGUACCUUCUAGCUGUAAAAGCCAACCAAAGCGUUCAAAGAAAACAACCGGUAGAUAAUACGUCACGAGCAGUAUCGAUGAGUGACGUAUUUUGGAAAAAUAUUUUUGAUUUAACUUCCGAAAAUGAAACGAACAAUGAAAAUGAAAAGAACAACGAUGAUCAAGAAGACGACGAUCUACACGAUUCAUACGACUUUCAAGAUUCGACUACUCGGUCAGGUCGUUACAUGAAACGAGAUGAAUUCAAUUACCUUGAAACACUACAAAAACUUGGCCUCGAUGAUACUUCCGGUCAAAGUCGAGACAAGGAUAAUGAAGAAAAUGAUGCAUCGGAAUCCUACGGUUUGCAGUUAUCCUACUUAAUACUUCGUCUAUUACGCAUUCGUACACUUCGUCAUCGAUGCUUGCAUGAGUUUAAUUAUCUUCGUUCGUUACAACGAACAUUGACUAUCUACGAACAGCGUUUGACAAUAACAACGAAAGAGAAAGAUCUUGAGAUGAUUGAUCAACGUUUUAAUAAUUAUGUUCCACAUACGUAUCUGUUUGACACGCCACAUGAGUGUACACUCGAUGCGUUGAAUUAUAUGCAAUCGGGAGAAUACAUUGAAAACAUCGAAGACUUCUCUCGUGAAACAAAAAUCACAAAUGAUGGAUCGAUCGUUCACGUUCAAGAUUCGAAUGGUAUACAUAUUAUUUACGAUUGUGCUUUCGAUGAUUUGAACGAGCUCGAACAAGAAAUCGUUUCUAUUGGCUCGUAUUUUCUGGAAAAAGCAUCCAUCAAACAUCAGAAGUCAUCAUCGGACGUACAAUUUAUCAAGAAAAUGGACCGAUUCGAAAUUCUUUACAAUCUGUGGGAAUACGAGUUCUCCUAUCUUCAGUACAAACGUCAAUUAGCCGAUUGCUAUUACGAAAUCUAUCAGCAUACAUUCGAUCAGAAUGAACGUCAUUUGAUCGCUCAAGCAAUCAUGAGUAUCAGUGCUCGUCGUCCACGAAUUGAUUUUCGCACCGAUGAUUAUUUUGCGCAUUCGUACUCACUGGAAACGCGGCAUCUUCAGCAAUACCUUUCGCUUGUUCGCGAAUAUAUCAGUCGACACGUGAGUGAUAUGCGACAAAUAACUGAAAACCUUUUCGACACUACCGACUAUGGAUCUUAUUUCCCAUCGACACGACUCGCCACAUCCCCACCAAUCUAUUUGAGCGUGUCGAAGAUUCAUAGUUAUUAUUUAUUCGAAUUUCUUGAGUCACUUUCAACAUUGACACGUCUCCCACACGUGCUCAAACAGUCGUUUAAUGAGUUAAUCGAAUUUGAAGAACUGCAACGGCAAACAAAUCUAUCUCUAACAGAAAAAAUGGUCUACGAACUCGAUUAUUUGGAAGAAAUCGUUUCAUCGUAUAAACAACUUCAUCAGCCCGGUUCAAUGUAUUCAGCCAAUCAACAACGUGAUGUCUUCAAUACGUUGUACAGUGAUCACCCAUCAAUGAUGGGCAAGCUAGCCUAUGAAAUUCUAAAGCAAGUCGAUGAAGCUCGAACAACAAAGAAAGAGCAAUAUGACAAAUAUUUGAAACUAAAUUCUAGCUUACUCGAACUAAUCACCUUACGAUACCGUUUGAUUCGUUCAGCAACUGAAUCCGAACUGCUAUCAACGGUUUAUAAACAACAACUAGAUACCAUGUCGAUCGAUCAUUCGCAUUUGUCUUUACGAUUUAUUCAAUUCGAAUUUGCACAAUCAAGAAACCUGCCAAACAUCAACACAGAUAAUCAUCAUAUAACAAGUCAACUAGCUGAUGGACAAUUGGAUAAGAUAACUGGACAACCGAAUCUAUUAUUUGCGAUACAUGAGUUAGAAGAAGGAACGAUCGGACGAAUUAACUUUCGACAGAAAGAUCAAUGGUUAGCCUACAUGAAUGAUCCUGAUGAAGCAGUCAAUAAUUUAAAAACCGUCCUACGGCUACAAUUAAUGCAUAACCAUUUUGUAUACACAGCAGCUGUACAGCAUCGAGUAUCGAUUAUUUGUAUCACUCAACAAUUGAAGGCGACUAAAUUGGAUAAUAAUAUUGAACAAACAAAGAGUUCAGCAGCCAGUAAACGAUCAGGAUCAGCUAAGCCCCAAUCUGAUCAACCAAAUGCUGCUCUCAAUGAUGUUCUCUACGAAACAACUCGUCGUAAACUUUUCCGCGAGAAUUAUUUCAUUUCAAUCCAGUUUGAAAAAACCCCGUACAGGAACGCGGCGUUGGCUGAAUUCAUGCGUCAACGUGAAGCUAAACCGAUGCAAUAUCAACAGGCACGGGAAGCAGAGAAACUUAAACGUUCUCUUCUCAAUGACUUUAUCGACCGUGUUCACCAACGGAAUUCAUUGAUACUAUUACGAUUACAAAUUAUACAAGCUUAUCUGGGUUUAACACAUCUGCUGCAGCAAUUUCCAUUGACGAGUCGGUCACAUUUUCUCUGGCCGAAGCCAAUACCAGUUGUUCUACCUACGACAACGGAAAAAUCAGAUUCCAGUGUGGCAUCGUCAGUCCAGUCAGAAGAAUUAACUAGUAACGGGUUUAAACAUCGACCAAAAGCCUUACUGAAUGACAAUGGGACAGAUCUGAUUAAUCUCUGGUACAUUCCAUCGUUUUUCGAACAAUUGAAUAUCUUCAAAGGACUGAAAUUGGAUCUGAGUGAAUUACAAACACGCUUGCAGGACGUUCUACGUAUCGUAUCUUCAUUCAACGAUCUCAUUCAUAUACUCGUUGGUUAUGCACAACUGAAUACGUUAGUUGCCAAUGCUGAACAACGAUUUAGCGAACGAACAAAUGAGUUAUCAACGUUUGAUCAAAGUGGAGAAUUCGCGUCCGAAUUGCAUGAAAUUCAACGAGAAAUUCAUUCAUUAUCAUCGACGUCAUUAUCAACUAUAGCUGAUCUGUUGGAAACUAAACGACGUCUAACAAUAUUUCAAAUCUACUUCUCCAUCGGUUAUCUCAUUCCUGAUUGUUUUCUCAAAGGAAAAAAUCAAUCGGCAUACACUGCUGUUCAUUCUCAUUCACUACCGGUUCUAUCAGAUUUUGUCGGUGACUUCAAUCGUUUUCGGCCGAUCUAUUCCAUCUUACCCGAACCGCUGCUAGCUGUGCAAAGCUCGGCGAAAACUUUCUAUCCGUGGACAGUGCAUGAAUAUUCCUAUAAUAUCACUGCCAAGAGAUUGUGGUGGCCGAAAUACUCAUUGAUCGACCGAAUACAUCUGUGUUUAAUUGGUUUGAAACCACAAGAAUUAGCGCUAGCUAAUACGGAAUUCGUGUCGACACAAAUCAUGUUUCAAAAUAUUGAAGAUAUCGUUAAGCCGAAGAAGGCCUCGGAUUUAGCCACGACUGUUCUACGUCGAAAAAAGGCACCCAGAAGCGAAUCUCUGACGAAUUAUUUACAUCUUGAACUGUAUAUCAUCGAAUGCAUCCGUCUCGAACUUGUCCGAUAUGCUUGGUGUACAGCUAAGCUGAACGUUGCUGCAAUCAAUACGGUGAAAACAUUCGAGGAUGCGUUUGUAUGCUAUCGUGAUGAAAUUCGUAGUCCUAUUUUACGGCAAUUAUCAAUAGCAACUGGAUACAAUAACUUUUACAAUGAUUUUCCUGUGGCUUUGGUCAAUGGACAAUUGCCACCGCACGUGACUGAAUACGAAUAUAAGCAUGCACUGGUUAUACGAUUGUUAAUUGAAUUGGAAGGGAAAUUUAUGAUGACUGAUACGUUGAAAGUCUUGAAGAGAGAACGAACUAUCGUUUUAUCCGAACGUCUUCGGGAAGAAAGUGGCAUACCGACAGAUCUAUGGAAAAAACAACAGUUCACUGAAACAUUUUCUGUGUUGCGAUCAAAUGUCCUGGAUGAACUGGCGCGAAAGUUAUGCGAAUAUGAAUGUAAAGACGAACAAUCAGUGCCGAAUUCACCUUCGACUGUUGAUCAUUCGAAAGAUGGUGAGAGCACCGUAGUAUCAUCAAACUCAUCUCGACCAACCACCACGGAUAUCUUUUGUAUUCGUCGAAGUGAUUUAGAGCAAUGCCUAGAAGAAAUAGGUCAGCGUCUCAUGCAACGCGAACGGGAAAACUACACGAAUUAUAGUACUUAUUAUGAAAACAUCCUCUACAAUGUUCGCCAAGCGAUGGCUACGCGUGACAAUGAAUUGAAGUCUCUCCGUGCACAGCUUCAAGAUCAACAGUAUACGAUGGAAAUUGAUUCUCAACUGUUGAGUCUCUCCGCGUAUUUCGAUCUUAUCACCGAGCUGAGUCGACUUCGGUAUGCAAACGAUCAAUUUCAAAUCGAUAAACAACUUCGAUUUGAUCAAGAAUUGAUUCGCAUUCGUGAAGAUUUCCAAACGCGCAUGCAUGGAUUACUUGACGUGAACGUUCAACUUCGAAACGAGAUCAAUAAAUACCGAGAAAAUCUAUUCUAUAGUACGAUCGCCAUUAUCAAAGAAAUUCGUCGAGAAACACAUGAGUUAGCUCGAACGAAACUUGCCACUAGCGCCAAAAUGAUUGCCGAUGAACUCACUGCUAAUCAUACGAAUUUAAUCGAAGAUCUACAUGACCAACACAAUCAAGAUCAAGAAAGACAACGAGAUAGGCUUGAAAAGGCAGAAGAAGAAUAUCGUCGACGCGAAGCCGAAUUAGAAAAAGAAGUCGCACGUUUAGAAUAUGAAUUACAUCAACAUCAGAAACGUUAUGUUUCGAAAACAAGCAAACAAGUCGAAGAAAUUCAAGCGUUGAAAAAAGCCAACAACUAUCUUCGACGACGUAUUACGAUAAACGAAGGACAGUAUAAGAAACUCAUUGAGUCGGAAAGUAAAACUGAAAACAAGGCGAACAUCGAGCGAAUCAGUGAUUUACGGCAAGCAUUGAAUCAAAAUCAAAUUAUUGAAACUAAACUACGUUGGGUGCAAGAGCAAAGUAAUCAAUUGGUGAUGAAAGAUCACGAACUAGAAAAGAAAACAAGUGAAUACGAACGAGAGAAUCAUGCGAUGAAAUUAGCGCAAGCUUAUGUUAAACGAGACUUAGUUCAAACAAAGAAGAAACUCGAACAAGAACGUUCAUUGAAGAUCGAUGCUUUUCAUCAAGUCGAAACUCUACGAACAAAUCUGAAUGAAAUCGAAGAAGAAUUUGAGCAGGCUCUUCUCAGUGAUGGAACGAAUAACCUCCUGUCAUCGUCAAUGAUUACACAAAAUUCACGGUCAAUGGCAUCAGCACGGCCUGUGACGCCUUAUCAAAUUCUUCUCACUCGUAAUCGUCCGAUGACAUCAAAUUCGAUGUAUCUACGUGAUCGACAACAUUUGACGGGUACGCGUUCACGUCUUCAGACAAGUUCAUCAAUGAAACGACCACAAACAGCGAAUGUACAUAUUGAAAAGAUAACACCGUUAACGGAAAAGCUUUUUGCGAAUUUGGGUGUGACAACUCCGCCAGCUUCAUCAUCAAUUAAAAUGUUACGAAUAAAAAGUGCUAAAACUUAA